Messenger RNA from Physella acuta, 1258 nucleotides. RefSeq lists its product as uncharacterized. NCBI's taxonomy places the organism in Eukaryota, Metazoa, Mollusca, Gastropoda, Physidae. The record is from RefSeq and is a predicted model, not a curated record.
AUUGAGUUGAAGUAUAUUUGCAACAAACAUGGAAGAUAGAACAUACAUUAAAAAAUUUAUAAACAACAACAGAUCGUUGUUUAUGGAAGAAAUGCCAGCCCUGACAUUUAUUGAAGAGUUUCCCGGACUUGAACCUUAUCAAAGAGAAGAGGCAAGAUGCAAGCAUGUUAAUAGUGGUGACACUAUAGCCAAUUCUUACCUUUUAGAUGCUAUGAUGAGACUAGAUGAUUUUGUGUGGAAGUUUAUUGAAUUUUGCAAUGAAAGAGACAUCUGCCAAAUCCCUAUUCGGCGUAUUGAAAGAGAGUUAGGAAGGCGUACAUCUAAGCCGAGGGGGGCAGAUUACAGCCCAGCUGUUGGUGGUUAUAGAACAAUGGAUCAACCUGUUGGUGGUUAUAGAACAAUGGAUCAACCUGUUGGUGGUUAUAGAACAAUGGAUCAACCUGUUGGUGGUUAUAGAACAAUGGAUCAGCCUGUUGGUGGUUAUAGAACAAUGGAUCGAAGCUCCCAACCUAUUGUUGUAAGGGGUGGUAACUCGGUGGGUGCCUAUUUUAUCAAUAAUCUCAAUCGCUCACACAGUAUCAGCGAAAACACCGAUGUUCUAAAAGCUGGAACAAUAGGUGACGUAAACAGAAAUGAAUUAGACCAAACCAUGAGCAAUCAUUCUACUUUACAAGUGUCAACGGUAUUGAGUGAAUUUCCCGACCUUGAAAUGGGGUCCUUUGAAGGGGAAUCCUUAAAAACAACAAUGCUCUUUGACAAUUUACAGCUCCAGGUAACUAGGCAUAAGGAUAGAGAAACAAACGACUGUCUUUCUGACGAAACUUUAGUCAAGACAAGCUAUAGCGAUUCUACAACAGUUUCAGAUAGUGAGGCAGAUGAGCCCCUACAUGAGGUCACCGAAAUAAUUCCUACAGACGCUGAACCCGUUUCUAAGGUCAGUGAACCUGUUCCUAAUGUUGCCGUACCAGUUGCCGGUCAAGGAAUUAGCGUGGAGGUUUCACAAGAGUCAGCACACGAUUCUGCAAGUGCAUCAAACACUCUUGAAGAAUCUUUUCAAGAUGUCCGCCUCACAAAUACUUCAACUAACAAUUCAAAUAAUUCACAAGCUGUUGUCCCACGUGACAAUUCAAAUAAUUCACAUGCUGUUGUCCCACCUGAACAGAGACAGACAGAAACCCAAAGUGCUAAUGACACUGGAGAACGUACAAUAAACGAUCUGUUGAAAAUAUGCAUGAUUGAACCUUCUGCUGUUCAAUGA